This is a messenger RNA of Drosophila subpulchrella, 1767 nucleotides long. RefSeq lists its product as uncharacterized. The record is from RefSeq and is a predicted model, not a curated record. The transcript has a single exon. Lineage: Eukaryota; Metazoa; Arthropoda; Insecta; Diptera; Drosophilidae.
AUGUGGAGAGCACUGAAAGUGCUUCUUUUUUGGAUUCCUAUCCUAAUUAGAGGAUCAACUGUGGAUUUUAUGUGUAAAACAGCAGCAGAGUACUCGCUUUCUGUGAUAAUAAUACGAAAUGAACAUUGUCCGGAAAACUGGAUAAAGGAAAUCCUUAAAAAUCUAAACAUUCCAGUGGUACUUCUCUCAGCUGGCGAUGUUUAUAUCAAUUCCCAGGAGUUUUCUCGACCGCUACACGUUAUGUGCCUGCCUGGGCUGGAACUCCAACAGGAUCUGGAGCUAAUCAAGAAACUAAUCACACCUUUAAAAGACUUUCCUAGUCACAAAAAACUAUUCUAUGUAUCCAAUAGAUUCUCCAAUCAAUCCCGAAUGGACUCCCUCCUCGAAACCUGCUACCGCCGAAGGAUUCCAAACAUCGUUGGACUCUUGGCUGCAGAUGAGCAUCUCUACUUUUACAGAUAUAACUUAUAUCCUACCUUCCAAAUGGAGCAGCGCCCUCUUCAAUCUUCAACCAUCUUCGACCGGGAAUACCCCAACAUGCAUGGUCAUCCUCUGAUUGUAGUGCCCGACCAAUGGCUUCCUCGUUCCAUACUCUAUGUGGACAGACGAACGGGUAAGCAAGUCCUAGCUGGAUCCGUGGGCCGCUUCAACCAUGUGUUGGCCUGGAAGCUCAACGCUACUCUGCAGCUUGCCCAUACGGUAACCCCUGGACGCUUCCUCCAUGCGAAUGACCUCCAGGAGCUGGGCAAGAGCAUGUCCAUUGACGUUCCUGCCAGUAUGUCGAUGCUAGUGCGAGGGGAGCAGUUGGCCCUUACCAGUUAUCCUUUAGAGCUGACCCACAUCUGUCUGAUGAUCCCGGUGGCCCAGCAAAUUCCCUUAAGGGACAUAUACUUUCUCUUGAGCAGUGUUUCUAAUAUGCUCCUGGCUGUAGGCAUUGUUUUCACCUACGGAUUUGUUUUGAGCCUCAUCCGGAAGUUUACCAAUCGUGCUGUCCAUCUGGCUGACUUCCUGCUGAAUGACAAAGCUUUGCGUGGAAUAUUGGGCCAGUCCUUCCAGUUGCCUCUGCUGAGAAGUAGCUCCAGCAGAUGGAUAUAUCUGAUGCUGGGCAUAGUGGGUCUCAAUGUGAGCAGCAUCUUUGAGGCCGCCUUGGAGACGAUGAUGGCGCAUCCACCGCGGGAAUUUCAAGCCCGAAGUUUCACUGAUCUUCGGCGCACCCGAAUUCCUUUGGUUACCACCGAAGAAGACUUGCACACAUUGGUGGAUCUGCAUGUGACCCUGCUGGCGGUCAAUGUGAGUGAGUACAAUCACCUGAGAAAUGGGCGGAACUCCAGCAAUGCUUACUUUGCCUCUCGAUUGCAUUGGACCCUGUUCAGUGAGCAGCAGAAGCGCUUCUCCCGGGAGCUCUUCAUUUACUCCAUGGACGCCUGCCUGAUGUCGCUGGCUCUGCUCUCCUUCCAAUGACCGCAGACUUCCUUGUUCACAGACCCAGUCAGUAAACUUAUCCUGGAUGUGAGAGCCAAUGGGCUGUAUCAGUUUUGGGUGGGAAUGCAUCACUACGACAUGACAGAGGCGGGUUUGGCCAGCAUGGAGGAUCCCAGUCUGCGGCUGAAUGAAAUGAACGAGACUACUGCUUUGCGGUUGGUGGAUCUGCAAUGGGUGCGGUUGGCCUACGGAACGCUGCUGGGCAUCGCGCUGCUGAUAUUCCUGCUGGAAGUUUUUUGGAGGAGCAUCACUGGUUCUCUAAUCAUUUACAAAUUUAUUGGAUAA